This is a messenger RNA of Maudiozyma saulgeensis, 816 nucleotides long. The record is from the annotation of a GenBank genome assembly. NCBI's taxonomy places the organism in Eukaryota, Fungi, Ascomycota, Saccharomycetes, Saccharomycetales, Saccharomycetaceae.
AUGUCUAAAGUAUAUCAAUUGAAUAAUAAUAUUACCGUAACGGAAGAACAACUUAAUCAUUGGAAUAAGUUCUUAGGUACUUUAAGUACACCACAAGAAAUUCUAAGAUGGGCAAUCAUUACAUUCCCAAAUCUUUUCCAAACUACUGCUUGUGGUUUAACGGGGUUAGCUACCAUCGAUAUGUUAUCUAAGAUUCAUUUGCAAGAUGAACAAUACCCAUUAGUACCAUUGAUCUUUAUCGAUACACUACAUAAUUUCCCACAAACAUUAGAUCUUUUGAAAAUAGUCGAGACUAAAUAUUAUAAACCAUUAAAUCAAUCAAUUAAUGUAUUUAAACCUACAGGUUGUGCAGAUGAGACUGAUUUUGCUAGUAAAUAUGGUGAUUUAUUAUGGGAGAAAGAUGAGGAUAGAUAUGAUUUUUUAGCAAAAGUUGAACCUGCAAGUAAAGCUUACAAGGAAUUAAAUGUUACUGCUGUUUUCACAGGUAGAAGAAAAUCUCAAGGUGCAGCAAGAUCUGAUUUAAAAUUUGUCGAGAUUGAUGAACUAAAUCAAAUUAUUAAGAUUAAUCCCUUAAUGAAUUGGACAUUUAAUGAAGUACAAUCAUAUAUUAAUGAAAAAAAUGUACCAACAAAUGAAUUAUUGAAAUUAGGUUAUAAAUCUAUAGGUGAUUAUCAUUCCACACAACCAGUUAAAGAAGGCGAGGAUGAAAGAAGUGGAAGAUGGAAAGGUAAAACAAAAACUGAAUGUGGUAUCCAUGAAACAAGUAGAUUUGCUCAAUUUUUAAAGGAGAAAAAUGCAAAUACCGCUCACUCAUAA